AUGUUAGCGUUGGCUCAACCUACUCCCACGACGUUCGCCUCGCUGCAGAAGGCGGUGGUGGUGACGGCGUUCGACGAGCCCCUCGCCAUCCACGAGGUGCCCGUGCCAGCUUUACCGCUGGAGCACCACGUGGUGGUGAAAAAUCUUGCUGUGGGUGUCAACCCCGUCGACUGGAAGCUGAAGCUGUACAAGUUCGCCAUUUAUAGCUUCCCCUGGAUCAACGGGCGCGAGCUGAGUGGUGUCGUUGUCGCUGCUGGGCUGAAGCUGGUGAUCCCUCUCCACGAGCUUGUGGUGGUGCUGAGCACCAGCUACCGGGACUUGACGACGCUGACGUUCCAGGAGUAUACCGUCGUCGACUCGCGCUUGCUCUGGAAGCUCCCCCACUCGCUCUCGGUGCUGCUGGGGGCGUCGAUCGGCGUCGGCCUCACCACUGCCGGGGUCAUCUUGUACAACACGUUUGCCAUUGGCUACGACGAAAACCUUGCGGGCAAGACUCUUUUGAUCUACGGCGGCGCCACCGUGGUGGGGCUCUACUUGGUGCAGUUGGCCAAGUUCCACCAGGCGAACGUCGUCGCGGUAGCGCUGACGGAAAACGAGGCCUACCUCACGUCGUUGGGUGUCGACCAGGUGAUUGACCGUCACCUGGGCGCAGUGGAGGCGGCGUUGGCGGCGUUGAACGUCGACUAUGCCGUCGACUGUGUGUCGAAGCAGACGUUGUCCACCCUCAUUGACCACACUAACGCCCCGCAAGUGUGUGGUAUUGUUGGCGGUAUUGAUAACGACAGAGUAAAGCCAGUGGUGAUCAAGCAAUUCCACGAGAACUUCGAGUUUGCCCUGGAAUUCAUUCAGCACACUCAGCGAUUGUUGGAUGACGGCACCGUGAAACCGGUGCGUACGAAGGUGUUUUCAGGAGGGUUGGCCACGGUGCCCACGGCGUUGGCCCAGCUUGCCGGCGAAGGUGCCAGGGGGGAAAAGUUUGUGGUGACAAUGAGGUAA
Molecule: messenger RNA, 996 nt
Organism: Diutina rugosa
Lineage: Eukaryota; Fungi; Ascomycota; Pichiomycetes; Serinales; Debaryomycetaceae
Product: zinc-binding alcohol dehydrogenase family protein
Exons: 1
Coding region: 1-996 (331 amino acids)
Molecular function (GO): oxidoreductase activity, acting on NAD(P)H
Source: RefSeq, a predicted model, not a curated record